CUCGACUAUUACACUUACAACGAGGUGCCGACUGCUCUGCCCUUCGUAGCUAAUUGCUAGCAAGCCAAGUUUGAAGCAUGGCCGUCGGGAAGAACAAGAGGAUUUCCAAGGGGAAGAAGGGAGGAAAGAAAAAGGCGGCGGAUCCUUUUGCCAAGAAGGAUUGGUAUGAUAUCAAGGCUCCAUCAGUUUUCACUACCAGAAACGUGGGAAAAACACUCGUCACCCGUACUCAGGGUACCAAGAUUGCUUCAGAAGGACUCAAACACCGUGUGUUUGAGGUUUCACUAGCUGAUCUUCAAGGUGGUGAUGAGGAUCAUGCUUACAGGAAGAUCCGUUUGAGAGCUGAAGAUGUUCAAGGAAAAAAUGUUUUGACCAACUUCUGGGGAAUGAACUUUACCACUGACAAAUUGAGGUCUUUGGUGCGUAAAUGGCAAACACUGAUCGAAGCUCAUGUGGAUGUGAAAACAACUGACAACUACACUCUGAGAAUGUUCUGCAUUGGAUUUACAAAGAGACGACCUAACCAGGUUAAAAGGACUUGUUACGCACAGUCCAGCCAGAUUAGACAGAUACGCAGAAAGAUGAGGGAGAUCAUGACUACCCAGGCAACAUCUUGUGAUCUGAAGGGAUUGGUUCAAAAAUUCAUUCCCGAGAUGAUUGGAAAAGAAAUCGAGAAAGCGACAUCUAGCAUCUAUCCUUUACAGAAUGUGUUCAUUCGUAAAGUCAAAAUUUUGAAGGCUCCCAAGUUUGAUCUUGGAAAGUUGAUGGAGGUUCAUGGUGACUACUCAGAGGACAUUGGUGUGAAAUUAGAGAGGCCUGCUGAAGAGACAAUGGCUGAGGCUCCUGCAGAGGUCGUUGGAGCUUGAAUGAAGAAGAGGCCCUGAACUUGUCAUGUUUUUUUUAUGCUUCAAAGAGAUUUUCUUGAAAAACUUAUAGAGAAGUUCUCCAUGGUUUUGGUGUUAAGGAUAUGAUUUUGCAACUUAAUUUUGAGUAGACAAUAUGUCGCUCUUUCGCAGACAUAAACAUGA
Hibiscus syriacus is the source of this 1028-nucleotide messenger RNA. RefSeq names its product 40S ribosomal protein S3a-like. Lineage: Eukaryota; Viridiplantae; Streptophyta; Magnoliopsida; Malvales; Malvaceae. The record is from RefSeq and is a predicted model, not a curated record. The coding region runs from base 78 to 866 and encodes 262 amino acids. The transcript has 7 exons. Gene Ontology annotation, biological process: translation. Gene Ontology annotation, molecular function: structural constituent of ribosome. Gene Ontology annotation, cellular component: ribosome; cytosol.